Messenger RNA from Phaethon lepturus (White-tailed tropicbird), 3931 nucleotides. RefSeq names its product PR domain containing 15 (gene PRDM15). Gene Ontology annotation, cellular component: nucleus; cytoplasm. Gene Ontology annotation, molecular function: DNA-binding transcription factor activity; histone deacetylase binding; RNA polymerase II cis-regulatory region sequence-specific DNA binding. The transcript is spliced from 24 exons. The coding region runs from base 1 to 3750 and encodes 1249 amino acids. NCBI's taxonomy places the organism in Eukaryota, Metazoa, Chordata, Aves, Phaethontiformes, Phaethontidae. Gene Ontology annotation, biological process: regulation of transcription by RNA polymerase II; cell fate commitment. The record is from RefSeq and is a predicted model, not a curated record.
AUGGGUGCCGUGACCCCUCUCUGCCUGGGCAGGAUGCUCAUGGUGUCGCACAGUGUGCGCUGGCUGCACAUGUGCACGAGCCGUGGCCGGUUUUCCUGGGCCUUCCCAGAAAGGAAAGGAAGCUCGCUGCAGCUCCUGCCAGGCACCACCUUCCUGUGUCUGGAAGCCUGCCGUGGACAAACUCCUGUAGCAAGUGUUGGUGCAGACUACUGUCUUAACGGCCCUGACACUAGAGGUGCUUUGUUCUUGAGGUUAUCCGACACCUCCCCUGAUGCCCAUGAUCUUUCCAAGAUCAUGGAGAGUAGUCUCACUAUGGUAUUGGACUGCUCUGUCAGCACCCUCAGAUCUUCUCUGCCUUCUAAUUUGGAGAUAAGGCAACUGGAAGAUGGGACUGAAGGAGUAUUUGCUCUGACUCAGCUAGUGAAACGUACCCAGUUUGGCCCAUUUGAAUCCAAGAGAGUUGCCAAGCUGGAAAAAGAAUCAGUUUUUCCCCUGAAGGUGUUCCAGAAGGAUGGGCCCUUGGUAUAUUUUGACACCUCAAAUGAAGAUGAUUGCAACUGGAUGAUGAUGGUGCGACCAGCCACUGAAUAUGAGCAUCAAAACUUAACUGCCUUCCAGCAUGACAAUGAUAUUUACUUCACCACCUCCCGGGACAUCCCACCAGGAACUGAGCUGCGAGUGUGGUAUGCAGCUUUUUACGCCAAAAAAAUGGAAAAGCCAGUGCUGAAGCAGGUCACUAGUAUUGCCAAUGAUAUGUGCUUGGUAGUAAUGGAAUCUGAUAAAGAGGGGAAUAAAAGCUCUUCAAAACCUUCGUCUGCUGUCUUCUCCCAUAAAAAAACGAAGAAAUCCAGCAUACCAGCAGCUGAUCCAGCAGUGAACACUCCAGAAGGUAGUGGAGCUGCAGAAGCAGAGUCCAGCCAGUGGACGUGUAAAGUGUGUUCGUCUGCUUUCCAGGAGCCUCAGCUGCUGACAGAGCACUUGCUGAGUCACCUGGAACAAGCUAAAGGUGCCCCCCAAACCACCCAAAACGAGGCUGUUGCAGAGAGACCAGCAGAGGCUUCCCCUGUGGAUCAGCCAGUGAUUUGUGAUGCAGCCAGUGCCAGUACAGACUCAAGGAGGAAGGCCAGGCGGGGAAGAAAGCCCAAAACAGCAAAAGCAGAAACACCUCUUGUCAUUGCUGAAGAGAAAGAUUCUGCGGCAGAACGUGUAGCUGACGUUGUAACUGAGGUCCCACCAGAAGAGGUAGCCCUGCCUUCAGCUGCAGAAGAGAGAAUUAUGGAAUUGGUUUUAGGAAAGAUGCCUAGCGCCACAAAUAGCAUCAGUUCAAAUAGGUUUGCUCAUCACCAAAACACCAUGUCCCUCAAAAGAAGUUUAAUUCUCUCCAGUAGACAUGGUAUACGACGGAAGCUGAUAAAACAACUUGGAGAGCACAAGCGAGUAUAUCAAUGCAGUAUAUGCAGUAAGAUCUUCCAGAACAGCAGCAACCUCAGCAGGCACAUCCGUUCUCAUGGUGACAAACUAUUUAAAUGUGAGGAAUGCGCAAAGCUGUUCAGCCGUAAAGAGAGCUUGAAGCAGCAUGUUUCAUACAAGCACAGCAGGAACGAAGUUGACAGUGAGUACAGAUACAAGUGCACCACGUGUGAAAAGGCCUUUCGGAUAGAGAGUGCAUUGGAAUUCCAUAACUGCAGGACUGAUGACAAGACAUUCCAGUGUGAGAUGUGUUUCAGAUUCUUUUCUACAAACAGUAAUCUUUCAAAACACAAGAAAAAGCAUGGGGAUAAGAAGUUUGCAUGUGAAAUCUGCAAUAAGAUGUUCUACCGGAAGGAUGUCAUGCUAGACCAUCAGAGACGACACUUGGAAGGGGUGAGGCGUGUGAAAAGAGAAGACUUUGAGCACAGCACGGAAAACAUGGUUCGCUACAAGAAGGAGCCUUCGGGAUGCCCUGUGUGCGGGAAGGUAUUUUCAUGUAGGAGCAAUAUGAACAAACACCUCUUAACACAUGGAGACAAGAAAUACACUUGUGAAAUCUGUGGACGUAAAUUUUUCAGGGUGGAUGUGUUGAGAGAUCACAUUCAUGUCCAUUUUAAGGACAUAGCACUAAUGGAUGAUCACCAGAGAGAAGAGUUCAUUGGUAAAAUUGGAAUCUCAUCAGAGGAAAACGAUGACAACUCUGAUGAAAGUGCAGAUUCUGAGCCUCACAAGUAUAGCUGCAAAAGGUGCCAGUUGACUUUUGGCAGAGGGAAGGAGUACCUGAAGCACAUAAUGGACGUGCACAAGGAGAAGGGCUAUGGCUGUAGCAUUUGUAACCGACGUUUUGCCUUGAAGGCAACUUACCAUGCACACAUGGUCAUUCAUCGGGAGAACCUGCCUGAUCCUAACGUGCAGAAAUACAUCCAUCCAUGUGAAAUCUGUGGAAGGAUUUUUAACAGUAUAGGAAAUCUGGAAAGACAUAAGCUUAUACAUACAGGUGUAAAAAGUCAUGCUUGUGAGCAAUGUGGCAAAUCAUUUGCUAGAAAAGACAUGUUAAAAGAACAUAUGCGAGUCCAUGAUAAUAUCCGAGAAUACUUGUGUGCAGAAUGUGGCAAAGGAAUGAAGACAAAACACGCACUUCGUCACCACAUGAAACUUCACAAAGGGAUUAAAGAAUAUGAGUGCAAGGAAUGUCACCGAAAAUUUGCACAGAAAGUCAACAUGCUGAAGCAUUACAAAAGACACACAGGAAUCAAAGAUUUCAUGUGUGAGCUCUGUGGCAAGACGUUUAGUGAGAGAAAUACAAUGGAGACUCAUAAGUUGAUUCAUACAGUAGGAAAACAGUGGACAUGUUCAGUCUGCGAUAAGAAGUAUGUCACUGAUUACAUGCUACAGAAGCACAUCCAGCUCACUCAUGAUAAGGUAGAAGCCCAGAGCUGCCAGCUGUGUGGGACAAAGGUUUCUACCAGAGCAUCCAUGAGUCGACAUAUGAGGCGUAAACAUCCAGAGAUUCUGUCAGUGAGGAUUGAUGAUUUAGAGCAGCUGCCAGAGACUACUACCAUUGAUGCCUCCUCAAUUGGGAUUGUUCAGCCGGAAUUAGCCUUGGAACAGGGAGAAUUACCAGAAGGGAAACAGCAUAUGAAAGCCCCUAAACGUGGCCAGAAACGAAAACAAAAGUCAGGUGAGGAGGAGGAAGCUCAAGUGCCUGAGGACCCUGCCUUCAGUGAAUACACAGAGAAGGAAGGUGAAUUUACAGGGAAUGUUGGAGAUGAGACAAAUUCAGCUGUACAGAGCAUCCAGCAGGUGGUGGUGACCCUUGGCGAUCCAAAUGUCACAGCCCCUUCCAGUUCUGUCGGGCUGACAAAUAUCACUGUUACCCCCAUUACGACGGCAGCUGGAACUCAAUUCACAAACCUCCAGCCAGUGGCUGUGGGCCAUCUAACUGCACCUGAACGCCAGUUACAGCUGGACAAUUCAAUUCUCACCGUGACGUUUGACACCGUCAGUGGUUCCGCCAUGCUGCACAACCGCCAAAAUGACAUUCAGAUCCAGCCACAGCCAGAGGCUGCCAAUCCUCAGUCUGUGGCCCAUUUUAUAAACCUGACCACCUUGGUGAACUCCAUUGCUCCUCUAGGGAACCAGAUAACGGAACAGCAUCCUCUGACAUGGAGGUCAGUGCCUCAGACUGACGUGUUGCAGCCCCAGGCACAGCCAACGCAACAGCAGUCAGGACAGCAACAGGUUCAAACAGAGCAACAGCAACAGAUGUAUAGCUACUAAUUUAUACUUUGAAAAGUUUUGAAAUGGACAGUACUUAGGGACAAAAACACACAGACAUUUGGUACAUUUCUAAUAGGAUUGUUUGCUGGAUACCAAACAGAGAUAGGAAAAUGUUUAUACAAUGAAAUGUAAGCUAAAAUUGGCAUAGCACCCUGCAACACCCUAAUCUUGAGAUUCUCAC